AUGAUCCUGAGACCUGUAAAGAUCCGUGCAGCGAAGUGUGCCGAUGACUGUUACUUUACGACUGAUGAUAGAGUAAUACAACGGGAAUGCGUUUCGAACUGUUAUUCGAUGGCAUAUUCUGGGAAAAAAAAGCUUACAUAUCCAAAACAGAUACUAGAUCAUAGUAAAUAUAUACAACAACGAUCCAGCUACAGUAUAAACCAUCUCAAGAUUGGUCAUGGUGUCGUGCAUCUUAUUAUUUUGAUUUUGGUAACAUUACGUGAAGAGUCGAACUUCAUUACAGUCCCACCCUUUUUCACUUCAGAAAAAACCAAAAACAUUAGGAACAUAAAGGAAGUUCGUCUUAUUACUAGAACUAUUUUUAAAAACAGCAAGAAUUAA
Loa loa (African eye worm) is the source of this 381-nucleotide messenger RNA. RefSeq lists its product as hypothetical. The transcript has 5 exons. Bases 1 to 381 code for a protein of 126 amino acids. The record is from RefSeq and is a predicted model, not a curated record. NCBI's taxonomy places the organism in Eukaryota, Metazoa, Nematoda, Chromadorea, Rhabditida, Onchocercidae.